GAUUGGUCACGUAAAGCCAUUAAUCCGCCUCCCCCCAAUCGCAAAACCCUAUCCUCUUUCUUUCUCCCUCUCUCUCGCUCUCUCCACCUUCUUUCCUAUUUUUACCUAACAUUUUUCUCUGCAGUGGCUUCAAAAUCAUAAUCCUAACACUAAAAUAUCAACCUUUUUUUCCACAGAUUCGUAGAAUGAACGACACAAAGGACAACGACGCUUACGAGGAAGAGCUUCUCGACUAUGAGGAAGACGACGAAAAAGCACUUGACUCCUCCACCGCCAAAGUCAACGGCGAGGCCCCUAAGAAGGGUUAUGUAGGAAUUCAUAGUUCUGGAUUCAGAGAUUUCCUUUUGAAGCCAGAGCUUCUAAGGGCAAUUGUGGACUCUGGGUUUGAGCAUCCUUCUGAAGUGCAACAUGAGUGUAUCCCUCAAGCUAUUUUGGGGAUGGAUGUUAUUUGCCAAGCAAAAUCUGGGAUGGGUAAGACUGCUGUUUUCGUUCUGUCAACGUUGCAGCAAAUUGAGCCUGUCUCAGGUCAAGUUGCUGCACUGGUUUUAUGUCACACAAGGGAAUUAGCUUACCAGAUAUGUCACGAGUUCGAAAGGUUCAGCACUUACUUGCCUGAUAUAAAGGUUGCUGUUUUCUAUGGUGGUGUGAACAUAAAAAUCCACAAGGAUCUCCUGAAAAAUGAAUGCCCUCAUAUUGUUGUUGGAACGCCUGGAAGGAUACUUGCGCUAGCAAGAGAUAAAGAACUAUCUUUGAGGAAUGUGAGGCAUUUUAUACUUGAUGAAUGUGACAAGAUGCUCGAGUCACUUGACAUGAGGAGAGAUGUGCAGGAAAUUUUCAAGAUGACUCCUCAUGAUAAGCAAGUUAUGAUGUUCUCGGCAACACUCAGCAAGGAGAUCCGCCCUGUUUGCAAGAAAUUUAUGCAAGAUCCAAUGGAAAUUUAUGUGGACGACGAAGCCAAGUUGACCCUGCAUGGUCUUGUGCAGCACUACAUCAAAUUGAGUGAGCUCGAGAAGAACCGCAAGUUGAAUGACCUGCUCGAUGCAUUGGACUUUAAUCAAGUUGUUAUAUUUGUGAAAAGUGUGAGCAGAGCGGCAGAGCUGAACAAAUUACUCGUGGAGUGUAAUUUUCCAUCCAUCUGCAUCCAUUCUGGCAUGUCCCAGGAAGAGAGGUUGAUGCGCUACAAGGGUUUCAAGGAGGGGCAGAAGAGGAUUCUCGUGGCAACAGAUUUGGUCGGUAGGGGGAUUGACAUUGAACGGGUUAACAUUGUCAUUAACUAUGACAUGCCAGAUUCUGCAGAUACCUACCUGCACAGGGUGGGUAGGGCCGGUAGGUUUGGCACCAAAGGACUUGCCAUCACCUUUGUUUCCUCUGCUUCUGACUCUGAUGUUCUAAAUCUGGUUCAGGAGAGGUUUGAGGUGGACAUUAAAGAGCUUCCUGAGCAGAUUGAUACCUCUACAUAUAUGCCAUCAUGAUGUGGUUCACAACCUGCAACCGUCAGUGCCCAAGAGGGAAGGAGUGCUUCUUGUCAGUUGUAAAGUUUUUCUUCAUUGGGCAUAGUAUUAUGUUUUAACUAGUUGAUUGGCAGGUUGAUGGUCUACUCUUCUAUGCUUCAUUCUGCUUCUGAAGUAUUGUAAUUUUAUUAUGCCUGUGGGUGGCCCUGCAGAGAAUGUGGAAGGCAAGGAAGUAGUUCGGGAAAGGGGAAAAGUCACCCACUAGUUGGCAUAGCCAAUUAUAAGGAAUGGUGGCAUGCCGAUGUUAAGAAAUUGGAAGAGAGAGAGAGAGAGAGAAGGAAGCAUGACGAGACAUAACUUGUAGACUCGAUGUUUAUUACGUGAUACCAUACUGAAGGUUUCUCUGCUAUAGGGCUGUCCUUCGCUCUAAACAGGUUGCAUGCUGGU
Messenger RNA from Ilex paraguariensis (yerba mate), 1898 nucleotides. NCBI's taxonomy places the organism in Eukaryota, Viridiplantae, Streptophyta, Magnoliopsida, Aquifoliales, Aquifoliaceae. The record is from the annotation of a GenBank genome assembly.